AUGCGUGCAGUGCGCGCGACGUUCCUAUGCCUGUCGCUCAACUUCACUCUUUGCAGCAUCUUCAACGGCCGCCACUACACGGGCCGUGGCUCCCUGCCCAUCGGCGGAUCAGAUGUCGCCACGUCAGCAGAUACGAGAUCAGCCGGCGUUUGGGCGUCGUCAGAUGCGUCGGGGUUUGUGCUGCUGGACUCGCGGCAGAUCUGCACCCACGACCAGUGGUCGCGCGCCACGCAAGGCCUCAUCCCCUCCUUACAAGCACUUACCUGGAGCAGCGCGCUGUGCGACGAGGAGCUGAGCCUGCUCGCCUCGCUGCCCCCUCGCCCCGCCGCGCUGCACCUUGCCUCGCUGCCGCGCACCCCCCCCGCCCCUGCCACGUGCCUGCGCCCCUUUGUGCGCAAAGGUGGGUCACAAAGGGUGCAUGGGGUUGGAGUGUGCAUGGGGUUGGAGUGUGCAUGGGGUUGGAGUGUGCAUGGGGUUGGAGUGUGCAUGGGGUUGGAGGGUGCAUGGGGUUGGAGUGUGCAUGGGGUUGGAGUGUGCAUGGGGUUGGAGUGUGCAUGGGGUUGGAGGGUGCAUGGGGUUGGAGUGUGCAUGGGGUUGGAGUGUGCAUGGGGUUGGAGUGUGCAUGGGGUUGGAGGGUGCAUGGGGUUGGAGUGUGCAUGGGGUUGGAGUGUGCAUGGGGUUGGAGUGUGCAUGGGGUUGGAGUGUGCAUGGGGUUGGAGUGUGCAUGGGGUUGGAGUGUGCAUGGGGUUGGAGGGUGCAUGGGGUUGGAGUGUGCAUGGGGUUGGAGUGUGCAUGGGGUUGGAGUGUGCAUGGGGUUGGAGUGUGCAUGGGGUUGGAGUGUGCAUGGGGUUGGAGUGUGCAUGGGGUUGGAGUGUGCAUGGGGUUGGAGUGUGCAUGGGGUUGGAGGGUGCAUGGGGUUGGAGUGUGCAUGGGGUUGGAGUGUGCAUGGGGUUGGAGUGUGCAUGGGGUUGGAGUGUGCAUGGGGUUGGAGUGUGCAUGGGGGUGUGUGUGUGCAACGGCUAUGGGAGAAGCACCAAGCUCUACUCUCUCUCUCACGCGCCCUCCCCCGCUGCUGCCUCCACCACCACUUCGCCCCCCGCCCCCCCUCGCUGCCACGCCGCCUCCUCGCGGCACGCGGGGCGCCUGGGCGGGCUCGACCUCUGCGUGCUGCUGCACCCCUCGCCGCCCCCGCUGCCCCUCUUCCGACCCCUCUGCCCCUCCCCCGCCUCCUGCUCCCCCAGCUGCCCCGCUCCAGGCACGGAGCGGGCAUGCAAAAAAGAGGAGUGCCAGGGGGAUUGUGGUGAAAAGAGUGUGAGGCGAGUGAAGGGGAGGAAGGAAGAGCAGAGUGGAGGGAGUGAUGGUUGUGGGCAUGACGGGGAGAGUGGGUCAGGGCGGGAUGGUGAGAGUGGACGGUCGGGUUCUGGGAGGACUGCAGGCGGGGGGAGGGGCGAGGGCGCAGCAUGGAGAGGAAAGGCACCUGGCGAGCACCCGGGUGCAGAAGCGGAGGCUGGUGGUAGCAGUGAGGGUGGGGGAGGAAAGAAGGGGAAAGGAGGAGGGAGAGGGGGGGGAGGCUGU
Molecule: messenger RNA, 1575 nt
Organism: Closterium sp. Naga37s-1
Lineage: Eukaryota; Viridiplantae; Streptophyta; Zygnematophyceae; Desmidiales; Closteriaceae
Source: the annotation of a GenBank genome assembly